This is a messenger RNA of Belonocnema kinseyi, 1396 nucleotides long. RefSeq names its product dynein assembly factor with WDR repeat domains 1-like. The record is from RefSeq and is a predicted model, not a curated record. The transcript has 8 exons. Bases 1 to 1251 code for a protein of 416 amino acids. Gene Ontology annotation, cellular component: U4/U6 x U5 tri-snRNP complex. Gene Ontology annotation, molecular function: U4 snRNA binding; U6 snRNA binding; protein binding. NCBI's taxonomy places the organism in Eukaryota, Metazoa, Arthropoda, Insecta, Hymenoptera, Cynipidae. Gene Ontology annotation, biological process: mRNA splicing, via spliceosome.
AUGAGGCUGCUGAAAUUUUUGCUACGUUAUUUCCCACCUGGUAUUGCCUUAGAAUACAUGCAAGGUGGACAUGUCAAGACGAAGAUCAUAGACCUCUUGGAUUUAUCAGCACAAACAGACAUAAGAGAUUUAGCAGAAACCAUCAGAGCAUCGGAGCCAGUUAUCACCGAUCGAGUGAUGGAUCAGUUGGUCGAGUCUUUGCAAAAACUACAAAAAAAAGUUUGUGAUACGAGUAUGAAGCGUUACUACAAAUACAAAACAUUGAAGACUCAACUUUGCCCUCUUACUAAUGUGGCUUUCGAUAAAUUAGGUACAAGAUGCCUGACGGGCAGCUAUGACCGAACUUGUAAAGUUUGGGACAUUGACAGUGGAAAGGAGCUUCUUACUCUCGAAGGCCACAAAAGCGUAGUGUAUUCCGUGACUUUCAACAACCCGACUUCAGACAAAAUUUUAACUGGGUCCUUUGACAAAACUGCCAGCGUUUGGUGUUCACAAACUGGACACUGUCUAGUAAAUUUUGAGGGACACGAUGCAGAAGUCGUCGUUGCUAAAUUUUCACCGACUCAGAAUAAGGUUGCUACAGGAUCAAUAGACGCAACCGCUAAGAUUUUUUAUUUAAAUUCUGGAGAUGAGGUGGGGACAUUGGAGGGACACGCUGGAGAAAUAAUCACGUUGCAUUACAAUAACGAUGGCAAUGAAAUUAUAACUGGGUCACUGGACGGUAUCAUCAGUGUUUGGGACUCAAGGACACUUCAGAGGACAAGUGUUUUGAUUGGACAUCGAGGGGGAAUUUCGAAUUGUUCAUACAAUUUCGAUUGCUCAUUAAUAGCCUCUUCUUCAUUAGACAAUACUGCCAAGGUGUGGGACAGUCGAAUGAACUCUUGUCUGAGUACCCUUUUGGGUCACGAUGAUGAAGUUUUGGAUUUGGCUUUUGAUAAUAAGGGCCAAAAAUUAGCAACAGUUAGCAGCGAUACCACAGCCAGAAUAUGGGAUGUUAGUGGUAGUUUCCAACAACUGAACCUUCUUGAGGGCCACAAUGAGGAAAUUUCGAAAGUUUGUUUUAGCCCAAAUGGUAAUCAAGUUUUGACUUCUUCUUUGGACAAAACUGCUCGUCUCUGGUCGCUGGAGUCUGGAAAUUGCAUUCAAACACUGGAUGGACACACGGAUGAUGUUUUCAGUUGUGCUUUUUCAUACUCUGGUGACACCAUUGUCACAGCGAGCAAAGACAGUACUUGCAUAAUUUGGAGGUGACUUGAUUGGUUUCGAGUUGGAGCCUAGCUUUUAAUCCUAGCCCUCUUUAUCACCUAUGUUGCUUAUUUUUACAUCCUGUGAACCAAAAAAUCUAGGAUAUAAAAAAUUAAAAUACGCUGCAGGUCCCAUAGAUCCCAGUCCGAUU